This is a messenger RNA of Sinocyclocheilus anshuiensis, 1577 nucleotides long. RefSeq names its product ADP-ribosylation factor-like protein 2-binding protein. Gene Ontology annotation, cellular component: mitochondrial intermembrane space. NCBI's taxonomy places the organism in Eukaryota, Metazoa, Chordata, Actinopteri, Cypriniformes, Cyprinidae. The transcript is spliced from 8 exons. Gene Ontology annotation, biological process: maintenance of protein location in nucleus; positive regulation of tyrosine phosphorylation of STAT protein. The record is from RefSeq and is a predicted model, not a curated record. The coding region runs from base 82 to 603 and encodes 173 amino acids.
CUACCGAACACAUUUCGAACAAGAACGCGUUCUCCCGUUGCCGUGGCAGCAGCGACUUCAGGAAGAACGUUCGGGCGAUACAUGAUGGAUGCUCGAGAGAUAGAUCUGCUGGGUGUCAACGAGAACAUAGUUGAAAUGCAGAAUUUGGAAGAAGAGGACUUUGCUGUUUCAAAAUCAUCGGAUGCUGAUGCAGAAUUUGACAUGAUUAUUGGGAACAUCGAGGAUAUUAUAAUGGAGGAUGAAUUCCAACAUCUUCAGCAGUCUUUCAUGGAGAAAUAUUACCUUGAGUUUGAUGACUCCGAGGAGAACAAGCUCAGCUAUACACCUAUUUUUAAUGAAUAUAUUGAAAUCCUAGAAAAACAUCUGGAACAGCAGUUGGUGGAGCGAAUUCCUGGAUUCAAUAUGGAUGUCUUCACCCAUUCACUUAAACGGCACAAAGAUGAAGUCUCAGGUGACAUACUAGACAUGCUACUCACUUUCACUGACUUUAUGGCCUUUAAAGAGAUGUUCAUUGAUUACAGAGCAUUCAGAGGAAAGCUGUUCUGCCCAGUUCAAAUGAAAAGGAGGGUAGAGGAUUGGACCUUAGUACCGGACUGGUGGUGAAGUCUUUAAAUUCUGCUUCUGCUUCACCUCUGACCUCCAGCAUGGCCUCACAAUCGAACUGAACCAAUGGGCAUUUCAUGCAAAUGAUCAGUCAACACAUGAUUAUUCCCAUGUAUAUUUAGAUGAAUAUUUAUUGAAAAUUCCUUUCCGACUCAUCCCAAAACAAACAGACACGGUUAUACUAACUUGACAGAAGGGAAUCAGUGUUUAAUUUAGGUUAAUGUUUAAACGUAACAUUCAGGUUAACUGUCAGCUUAGCCGGUAUGACUCCUCUUUAGCAGUAUUCAUAUGAUCUGUCACAAAAUCCAGACUCAGUGUGGAUCAGUCUUUCAUAUCUUGUUGGCCUACAGCGCAGCAAAACACUAUUGCUGUUUCUGACCAAACUGAUGUAGAGAAGUGUAAUGAGCAUGUGAGUAUCUCAAAGCUGCCACUUUAUUGCACUUUUUCAUAUAUAUAGAACCCCUUCAUUUUAAUGGUUAAAUCCUUAUACAACAUGAUGUACCAAAAUAAUUCCUUUCACUUGACAAUCAUAAAGGGCUUUUCAUUACAAAAGUAUUAUACAAUGUGCAUGAUAUGACCACAGUUCUAAAAGACCCGUUUUUCAUUUACAAGACGUGCAGUUUCCCCAGGUGAAAUAUUACAGAAUUAAAAAAAAUAAAAAAAGGUGUUUAUACAGUUACCAGAAACAAUGCAAAUAAUCUCAUUCAGUUUUUCAUGCUUUUUAAUGUGAUGUUGAGUCCAUGUUUUGGAUGGCUCUCAUAUCUUCAGUGAUGAGAAGGAAAGACUCAAAAGAGCUUUUCAAAACUAACAAUACUUAGUUUUGUUGAUGUAUACAUUACAAAUUUCAGGCUUUUGACUUCCUUCUUAGAAGAAUGUGUUGUUCUUACUAGAUGAAUGUUGCGUAAUUGUGUAUAUUUGUUUAUUAUUUGUAUAUAUAGACCCAUAUGAGCUUGUGUGUGAAAGAAAUAAAUACA